AAUAUGUGCUGAGCCAUGAUGUAAAAGGUACGUCUUACCACGAGUCAUUAACAAAGUUUAGAGUACACGGACUGGAAAGCUUUUGUAAAACCCAUGCUCCCAGGCUCCAGACCAGAGUAUUGAUGCAAUGACGUAUUUAGCCCCUGAAACCUGUAUUUCUGGUAGAUUCCCGGGCAGGUUUGGGAGUCACCUGUCGGAGGCAGUGGGCACUCGGGUGGGGUUUCCUCACUGCCCUCCACCUCCUUUCCCCUGGCCAGGACAGGAGCAGCUUUUUCCUUGAAGAACGUGGCCCUCACAAAGCAAGAAAAGUCACCCGUGCUGCACGGGAAGCAAGGCACAGCCACUAGCCCUGCGAGCCCCCAAACUGGGAACUGGGUUGGGAUUUCCAGUGCCAGCUCUGUCAGAAAAAUAUAAUCCCCAGAAAACAAAGUCACGUUACAGUCGGCAGAUCUGGGUUCAAACCCCGAUUCUCCCACCCGAGAACAUGGGCAGGUGUUACCACCUCUCCGAGCCUCAGUUUUCUCGCCUUUUAAAAUGGGAAGAAUAGCACUUCCCAGGGCUGCUGUGGGAGUUGCAGGCAACAAUGUAUCAAGUGCCCAGACAGGCCUUGGCCAAAAGCAGACGCUCCUUUGCAUUAGCUCCCUUUCAGCCUCCACUAAAUGCCCCGUGAGCUUAGGCUCCUUUGGGCUUUGGCUUGCUGAGUGAGAAAGUGUUUGUGAAGUUAAGUAGCCUUCGCCAGGGGUGGAGUUGGCGGGGGCUGUUGCCAAUGGAAUUCCAUUGUCCAGCUGCUCCUGCUGUGCUCACAGAAGCUGCACCAUCCCCAUUCCUUGACACUCCCCCAGGGCAGGCACAAAGUGAAAUCCGGGACCAAGGGAAGAAAGCUCCCUCAUUCCCCCCUUCCCAGGUGCUGGUCCUGGCCAAGCCUGGAGGAUGCAGGCGGCCUGUUCCCAGCCCCAGGCGAGGGAGGAGCCACAGCCCAGGUGGGGCAGGUUGGGAGCCUGGACGCAGGUGUGUUCCGGGCGGCCAGGGGAAGUGAUUGCUCCCCGGCCUGCAGAGGCAGAAGAAAGCAGAGGGCUGGCUCCAGGAUCCAGCUCUGGGGCGCUGAGUUUGUCUCUCAGACUCUACCUUGGAAGAAAACAAUGGAAGAGAAAGGGGUAAGAAACUUCAAGGAACUUCGAGCCAAAUUUCAAAAACUUGACACUCCACCUCUUCCAGGCCCUAUUAAAUUCCCAGCAGGUAUUUCUCAAAAGGGUGACACUGGAAGCACACAGUCAACCCAGAUUCCAGCCAAAGGGAAACCUCUCUCAUCCAGCCACAAGCAGCCCCCACCAUGUUGUUCCAGAGGCGAGUCCCAGCUUCUUACAGCCCAGAAAACGCAGUUGGCCCAGAGCAGUGGAAUUCAGAUAUGUUCUAAUUCCCCAGGGUCUCUGGGAACGUCUGUUCUGUGUUCUGCAGUAAAUUCACAGAAGGCUUCUCUGUUGUUAGAUGUGAGUCAAUCAAAUGCUGAGAUAACCAAUAAGGAGAAAGUGAUGGUGCCCAACAGCUUCAGAGAAAAGCUCUGGAACUGGGAGAAGGUUUCAUCUCAGAAGAGUGAAAUGUCAUCAACCCUUCUCCUUGCCAGUUGUGAAAGUGAGGCCCUCCGUGUGGAAAGGCAAAAAGGCCUGGGACUUACUACAGAGGAGUCGAGGAAAAAGAUGGAAACAAAAGGAGCCCAGACCCUUCCUUCCCAGAGGCACUUGAUGGUCCAAAGGAAAUCACUUGCUGCCGCUGAAGAUCCCUCUUCCCUACUUUCUCAACAUGGCAGGAAGAGCCAGAAAAAAUCCAGUCCCGAGAGGAGCCCGGCAGGCAGCAUGUGUCAGCCUAUCUAUGAGUGUGAGCUUGCCUCCCAGGCCCCAGAAAAGCAGCCAGAUGUCAGGCAUCACCACCUUCCCAAAAUGAAGCCACUGCCUUCUAUCCAGUCGCUGGGUCCUCCUCCGCCAAAGCCUGCAAAACCCCCUGUCGUGAGCCUCCAGGUCUUCCGGAGGCAGCCGGCUGCUGUUCCCAAGACCCAAAGGGAAGUGGCUGUGGAAGAGUGCCACCUGCCUCCGGAGAGUGCUGAAUUUGAAGAACCACAUAAUUACGAAGCAACAAUUUCAUAUCUGAGACACUCUGGCAACUCCAUUAACCUGUGCACUGCAGAAGAAAUUGCUGAUUCAACUUAUGAAGUUGGAAUUGAAGAACUUCAAAAGCCUUGGAGGAGUUUUUUCCAUCAAGAACUUAGCCCUAAACAUGAGGAUAAAGAUAAAAAAAUGAAGGAUAAAGAGCCCUGUGAAUUGGAACCUCUGAAAACAGAAAAGGAUCCACAUUCAAACCGUCGUUUCAAGAGUGAUGCUUAUGAGGGGACACCUGGGAAGAUCCAGAUGACCAAUGUCCACAGAGGUGAAAGGACCAUGCUGGCUGGGAAACAGGAUGCUGCAACUGACAUUACCCGGACAAAGGUCUCCCCUGAGGGCCCGAAGCUGGCCAGGCACUCCCAAGGCCAUGAUGGAUAUGUGGAGGCUUUACAGGCAACUAAAGAAACCCCAGACCCAGAAGCCUUCAAGUCAAGUACCAUCUCAGAGGAGACAUAUGAUGAUGUUGAAUACCCUAGGAGAGAAACACCAAAGUCAGACUUCUCUAACUCAUUUGCCUCAGACAGUGAGAGAAAUAGUGAAGAAAUGUACGAUGAUGUCUACAAAACAAGGAGUAACUACUCAAAGAUAGAUUUAGAUGGAAAAGAAGCACUGAAAAGACUGCAGAAAUUCUUCAAGAAAGAAAGGAAUAGAUUUAAAACGAAGAAAACCAAGUCAAAAGAAAAUGUAAGUGCAUCUUCCAUCUCACUGCCUGAUUUAGAACCUGGGCCUCAAGGAGUUACUAUCUAUGAUGAUGUGGACCUAAGUGAAAAAGAGUCAAAAGAUGAAGAUAAGCUGAAAACUUGGAAGCCCAAGUUUUUGAUACCAAAGGGAAAAAGAGAAAGAAAAAAAGAUGUUGAAGAAUCAGGAAGUUCAUCUUCUAGAAAUUUCUUCAGAACCAAGAAGCAAAACUUAGAAAAGAAUAGAAUGGAAAGGGAAGAAAAACUUUUUAGAGAAAGAUUCAAGUAUGACAAAGAGAUUACUGUCAUCAACACAGCAGUGGUAUGUUCCAAUAGUUCAAGAAAUGGAAUAUUUGAUUUGCCAAUAAUCCCUGGAGAAGAACUGGAAGUCAUUGAUACCACUGAACAAAAUCUAGUGAUAUGUCGUAAUUCUAAAGGCAAAUAUGGAUAUGUGCUCAUUGAAAAUCUACAUUUCAAGCCCCAAAGUUGGUCACCUUAGGAGGAUCAAGAUCAAAUGGUAUGGGCUGCACAAGCGAGAAUUAGUCCAAAAUCUUAGUUCACAUGUCAAAAUGAGAUGGUGGAAUCUGUGGAAACUUUCAUUCAGAACUUAGAAGAGAAAAAUAAAAACAAAUUCUCAACAUUA
Microcebus murinus (gray mouse lemur) is the source of this 3473-nucleotide messenger RNA. RefSeq names its product FYN binding protein 2 (gene FYB2). NCBI's taxonomy places the organism in Eukaryota, Metazoa, Chordata, Mammalia, Primates, Cheirogaleidae. Gene Ontology annotation, biological process: integrin-mediated signaling pathway; protein localization to plasma membrane; T cell receptor signaling pathway. The record is from RefSeq and is a predicted model, not a curated record. Gene Ontology annotation, molecular function: protein binding. Gene Ontology annotation, cellular component: plasma membrane.